This is a messenger RNA of Diaporthe amygdali, 1902 nucleotides long. RefSeq lists its product as uncharacterized. The transcript is spliced from 3 exons. The record is from RefSeq and is a predicted model, not a curated record. NCBI's taxonomy places the organism in Eukaryota, Fungi, Ascomycota, Sordariomycetes, Diaporthales, Diaporthaceae. Bases 1 to 1902 code for a protein of 633 amino acids.
AUGGCACACCCAUUCCUCAAACAGGCGCCGGCAAUCAGCAAGAGAGAACUUGCAGCCCUGGACACCUACUCGCUGCGCGAGAUCGACCUGGAGGACUCGGAGAGGCUGAGUGACGAUGUCGCCCAGAAUGGCACCGCUGAGACAGCUCGUUCCAACCUCCAGCGUACAUACUCACGGAGAGGACGGAAGGCACGGGGGGCUCCUAGUACGUCGGGAGGCCCAAAGAGUUCCACCACGGGCACCUGGAAGAGAAUCCCGAAGAGGACUAUCACCCAGCCAGGAGAGAUUGUCCUACCAACACCUCUUAUCCGCCGGGCUCGAGGCCAGCAAUUGUCGUCACCAAUACAACAACCACCAUUGGCAGACGCAGGAGGGGGUGUAGCUGGGAAAAAGCGGUUCGCGGCGCUCCAAGGCCAGCGAACCCCGUCUGUCAUCGCAGCACUUGAGAGCGAGAUGCAGCCGCUUCGCAGCCGCGUCUCGCCAACCAAGUUCUCGCUCUAUGAUUCCAUACUCCGAGCCGUCCAUGCCCUUCUCACAGCCACUGCAGCGUCGUCCUCAAACUCGCUAGGGCACAGGUCUCUCGUUGCGAUGUGCCUCCGCAAGGUCCCUGAGUACAUCGGCGAGCUCGAGUACUGGGAGCAACGUGACGCGGAGGAGCAGGGAACCAAGUCGACGCUGCAAAACUCAGAUAUCUCAAAUGAGAUCUACGGCCAGGUCGAGGCCAUGCUGCCGGCGAGCCAUGGAGCCGGUCAUCUCAGAAUGGUCGUCCGAGCCCAUUGUGUCAAGGUCGUCAGAGACUCAAUAGCCGAGGGCCUGCUGGACGACGGCUUUUCGAUAUUGCUCAUCAAGCUUUGCUGCAAAACAAAGUCUUUCCGGGAGGGCGAGGAAUUGUUGCGAGAACUGACUGACCGUUCUUAUCCAAAGCCCAAGGGCGUCGACAGCACAUUCGAGGAGAGUCGCAAGCUCGCAACACUGAAAAUUCUGAGGGACUUUGCGAGGGAGUCCGACAGACCACAGUUCAUGCAGCGACAGCUCUGCAACUUGCUAUCCAAACAACAACUGCCGCUCCUUUGGCUAUCUACCAAAGAAUUUGGUUUGAUAUGCCAAGAGAGCAGGGAGAGCAGACAGCACUACGAAGCAAUGACAGCGCUCAUCGGCUCUAUCGCGCAGUGCUGUGGCCGAGGGUCAACCCAACCGUCGCACUACUAUCUGACCAAGCUUUGUGAUCAGCUCGAGCUGGAGUUGUCUCCUGAGUGUCCCCCAAAGACAUUGCGGAUGGACUGUGCCUUCAUCCUGGCAGAGCGGACCAACGAUCUCCGCGAUCUCGCUUUCGCUGAGUCACUUGACGCUGCCGGAUGCACACAGGAAGUCUUACCAACACCUCGGAGAAAGUCCGCAUCGUCAUCCUAUCGUUGGGACGAAGACAUAUGCGAGUGGAUCACGGUCACUCCAGCGCCAAUGCAGCGACAACGACAGCGACGAAGCUUGUCGUCCAGUCUGUCGCCACUGCCGGGACAGAACCUUGGUCCCGGUGGGGGGCAGGAUGCAGACUCGGCGAAACGACUUCAGCCGAAACAGAGGCAGAAACUUGCUCGCGGCGUGUCAGCUCACGCAGAUUCUGCCGUCAAAACAUCAAGGCGGCUCCGCAGCGGCACAUCACUGGGCAAGCGGGACUUGGAAGCGCAUCAAUCGGCCGAUCCGCUACUAGAUGAUGGUGAUGAUGAGGGUGUUGAGGCUCUGGGCGCCCAGCGCAACAGCAGCAAUGAGAAUGGGCUGUCGCCUCGCCAAGAUGGCGCAAAGAGGCGUCGCACGACAACGCUGAAACCAUCUCGGGCCAUUUUGAAAACAAUAACCAACAUUGCUCGCGACGAUGCAUGCAGCGAGGACGAGCUCGGCCUCUGA